This is a messenger RNA of Hypoxylon fragiforme, 1483 nucleotides long. RefSeq lists its product as uncharacterized. Lineage: Eukaryota; Fungi; Ascomycota; Sordariomycetes; Xylariales; Hypoxylaceae. The transcript has 2 exons. The coding region runs from base 254 to 952 and encodes 232 amino acids. The record is from RefSeq and is a predicted model, not a curated record.
UUAUGCACAUUACGUUGAGCUAACUUAGUUUACUUACAUAUAUUGAAGUCUGCCCCAUACGCGUCGAGCCAAUGUCGUUGGCCCAUCUUCCCGCUUCUGCAUUCACUAGUAGUUUCUGAAGCUAAACUCUGCAUCCCCCGUACGCCAUUUUAUUUACGCUAUAGGUAUCCAGUCAAGGUUCGCCUCAAAUUAGUUGAUCGUCACUUUUCAGCUUAUAUCGUGUUAGCCCCUCGCUGGGCACAUAUCACUCCACAUGUUUGAAUACCGUUAUAGGACGAGUCCCUCAGGUCGCCAGCAGUUUGGACGUUCUUAUUCGUUCUCUCACCAUCACGAUAAUCAUCGCCACCAUCAUCGGCCACGAUGCUUCGAUAACUGUGCCGGGAUAUCGGUGGAGCAAUGGAAUAGCCUAUGCCAACAGAACAAGGACUUUAUCGCUAGCAAUGAUGUCCUAAGCCGCGAGAACCAGACUCUAAAGGCCCAGCUUCAAGCUGCUAUCAAAGAAAAUGGUCGCCUCCAUGCACGUAAUCAACAGCUGGCCGAAGAGAUACACGGACUAAGACGAUCUCACUCUCACGAUGGCGAGAAUGCGGAAAAGUUUCGUCGUAGAAUGGCAUCUCUUAGGACAGAAAUCGAGUCAAAAGAGAAAGAGAUUCAACAACUUAAUAAGAAGAACGAAACGUUUACUACACGAGUCGACGUCUUGACACAGACAGUCUCGGACCAACAUCGAAGAAUAUCCGAACUCUCAAAACAACUAGAUCGACAGAAGCGAGCCGGUGACUCCCAGGCCUUAUUCGAGGAUGUCAAAGCAAGGUUAGAGAGCAUAAAACACAUCCUCAAGACUCGCAAUCGAGAACUUGCCGAAAGCAACGCCAUCGUGGAGGACCAACGCCGCACGAUUCAUCGGCUUGAGUCUAGUACCCCUUCUCACCAUAGGUAUGCCUACUUGUGAGGAUUCAGGGGAAUCAUACACUACACUUACGCAUUUACUGGUGGAUGGAUAUUAUUUCCAACCUUGAAGCUAGAAAGGGAUGAGGUCUCUUCAUCGACCUAGCAUUACUUGGACUGUUUCCACGAUCUAUACGCUUAGUUUGUUUACCGCCGCGGCCAUCUCACGACAUAUGUUUCUAGAUUUCUAAAUCCUCUUCCGUGGAUUCUUUUCAGCAGAAGGUCAAUGAUUACGGAUCGGGUCAGUUUGGCCACUUGCAACCCCGAUCCUUACCUACUACGACUUUUACUUUUAUUCAAUAUUUCAUGUCGUUUUUAAAUGUAUUACAUAAAAUAUGAUACCAUUACUUCAUUUCAUCCCUUUUUGUCGCUAUUCCACCAUCCUGUUGCGCUAUUUUCUUGGGGGCUUAAUGAGGCUAGAUCAUCAGGUGUCAAUAAUUAUCAAGGUCAAUAGAUGGACGCAGGUUUGCUGCUUGUAGGAUAUUACGCGAGAUAAUAGCAUCAGUUUGAGAAAAGCCUAGUGCAGUGAAGUAGG